Molecule: messenger RNA, 630 nt
Organism: Vicugna pacos (alpaca)
Lineage: Eukaryota; Metazoa; Chordata; Mammalia; Artiodactyla; Camelidae
Source: RefSeq, a predicted model, not a curated record
CAACACGCGCAGUUCGAGUACCCUAUCCACCGGCUGGAGAACCGGAGCAUGCACUCUUAUUCCGAGCCUGUAUUCAACAUGCAGCACCCUCCACCGCAGCAGGCGCCCAACCAGCGGCUGCAGCAUUUCGACGCACCCCCCUACAUGAAUGUGGCCAAGAGGCCGCGCUUUGACUUCCCGGGCAGCGCGGGAGUGGACCGCUGCGCUUCGUGGAACGGCAGCAUGCACAACGGCGCUCUGGACAACCACCUUUCGCCCUCCGCCUACUCGGGCCUACCCGGCGAGUUCACGCCACCUGUGCCCGACAGCUUCCCCUCGGGGCCACCCUUGCAGCAUCCGGCCCCGGACCACCAGUCCCUGCAGCAGCAGCAGCAACAGCAGCAACGCCAAAAUGCUGCCCUCAUGAUCAAGCAGAUGGCGUCGCGGAAUCAGCAGCAGCGGCUGCGCCAGCCCAACCUGGCCCAGCUAGGCCACACCGGAGACGUGGGCCAGGGCGGCCUGGUACACAGCGGCCCAGUGGGUGGCUUGGCCCAGCCGAACUUUGAGCGCGAAAGCGGCGGCGCGGGCGCCGGGCGUCUGGGCACGUUCGAGCAGCAGGCUCCGCACUUGACGCAGGAGAGUGCGUGGUUC